CUGGGAUUUCCGACUUCGAUGCGACCGGCAGCUGCUGCCCUUGGCCAGCGACUCCCGCCCCGCCGAGCCUGACCUCUUCCUCCUCCCUCCAAGCCAUCCGGGAAGGAGCGCUUCCCCGCAUCCCUCCCCUCGACGAGCCUCCCGCAAGGCAGGGAGGGAGCCGAGGGAGAGCCGCCAUGAGCGAGGCGAGCCCACGGCGCGAGCCCGCGGUGGGCAGCUCGUCGUCGCUGACGUCAUCGCCUGCGUCCAACGGCGCCAGCAGGCGGACGCCCGUCAUCCGCCUGCACGGGGCGCCCACGCUCUCACCGCGACCAGCGCCCAAGAAAGGUGGACGUCGUGCGUCUGAGUUCUGCUUCCGCGAACCCCCCGAAUACGUGCACCUGGCUCCCCCGCGGUCCACGGUGUCCACUCCCCCGCCGGGCCGCAAGCGGUCCGCGUCGCUGCCGCACGUGCGCAGCCCGUCGCCCGUGCCGCCGCCCCUGGCGAGAGCCGCGCGGGCGCACCAUGCGGCACAGCAGCAGCAGCAGCAAACCAGGCAGCAAGCCAGGCAGCAGCCCGGCGGAGACGAGGAAGACGACGAGGACGAAGAGGAGCGCCGCCUCGACGACGACGAGCAGGAGGAAGAGGACGACGACGAGGCCGCCGCGGACGGUCGGGACACGCCCCCGCCGCCAAUGGCCGUCUGCCCCGAGGAAGAAACCGGUGCCGAGACACGCCAGCAGCACCGGAGCCGGCUGCUGGGAGCGGCCACGGCAGACAGGAGGAAAUCGACGCCCUGCCAGCCGAAAUUCAUACAGUGCCGAAGAGGGCGGCCGUCUUUGGACCUCACCGCCGCACAGGCAUCCGGCCACAUCACGCUAGGUAGCCACUUGGAAUCCGAGAUCGCGCGUCGCCGCCACUCGGUGGCCGCAACCGCGGCGGGCGCGGACAAGCCAGCGGCGACCUCGUCCGAUCGGGGCCUCACGCAGCGCACGCAGGCAGCGACCAAGAAUCGCGUGGCCGCCGCCGGCGCGGACGCCCUGGCCGACGAAGCGGCGCGGGCCUCCUGGCUCCGCGAGGCCGACUCCAGCGACGACGAUGACGACGACGACUUCGACCUGGGCCCGCGCACGGUGACGCCCAACUCGUCGCCCGUCAUGCCGGCCGCCUCCUCGCUGGCCGGGGCCCGGAGGCCCGUCUCCUAAGCAGGCGGCGACGUAGAUCUAACCCGGUGUUGUGGCCGUACACGGCCGUCGUCUAUAGGCUGGCUCACCACGCUGGAGCCCCAUUCUCAACUUCGAGUAACAGCGCCCAACACUUGGAGCGGCGCUAGCGUGUCCGCGCACACUAGACCUCUCCAACUGUUCGCUCCUUUUUUUUUUUUUUCUUCUGUUUCUUCUUUUUAUUUUUUCUCAGAGCCCAAAUCAGAGGGUGAGUUCGUGCGCGCUGCGACUCGGUGUUCCUGUUGAACCUUUGAUUAGAUUUAUUUGCAAGGCCGGAAGAUUCACAGCCUAGUUGUCGCUUGGGAAAGGCGCAACAGCUGUAUGUCAUUGCAACUUUUAUUUAACACUUGUGACAGGAAACGAGAAAGUGUUUGUUGUCCUGCUUGCUCGUGAAUCAGAGUCAAAUUGUUCUAAGAACUCUCGCACUCGGAGGCCCGAACUAAAACCUUCCAUCUCCUCUGAGACGGAUGGGUUGGGACCAGUUGCCAUCCAGCGCAUAUAUAGUGCAUGAGUACAAUUGCGGUGCCAGCGGCCGUAAUCAGGGCUUUUGGUAAACCAGCGGCGCUGCGACUCCGGUACUGUAUUUGUUGCCGCUUAAAACAGAUCGUGGUCGUCAUUUUUGCUCGAGCAGUAUCUCCAAGGUGGAUGUCACAAGGAUUGUUGGGUAGACGUUGUGAUAGAACGGCGCCGGUAUCUUUGAAAUAGCCGUAAAACAUCGUGUUCACGAACACCACGAGGCCCAGCAAGUGCGCUAAAUGGCCAAAAGCAUGUCGGCUAAGAAGUUUUUGUGGUACCUAGCGUGCACAGGUGACAACCCUAAUCACUCGCUGUUCGCCUACAGCGACGUCAUCAAGCAACCUGCGAAGAGAGGAGCAACGUGCACCACAACGCGACAGGAACAAUAAGACUGUGGUUUCCAUGGAACCGGCAUGAUUGGGAAGGAUAAAAGCGGAACGGUGAGCCGCUCCGAGCUGAGCUUUGCACAUGACCGCGGGAUAAGGCUAUAGCAGCGAAGGUAUCAGGUCACCAUUAACUCUGCUCACAUUUAGCGUUUUGAAAUAUUUCUUCAGCGAGGAAGUUUCCAGAGCGGUAUACUGUGUUGUUCUUAAAAUCAUUCGUUGUUUCCCCGAAAAGCAUUUCAGCAUCCCUUUUAAGGACUCAGAGAUUGUUUACGCGUCUAUGAGGCUUCCUGCGUGAUGAAACUGUUUCGUGUCCGAGCGCUCUCAAUGUUGGACCCGUUAUUAUAAAAUCUGCUCCACUUUCUCGGUAAGUAAACGAGUAGCAUUUCAUGUUACGCCUAUGUGCUUACAUUCACGAGCUAUUUUCGGCGUAAGGAGGCGAAGGGUGGUAGAACGAACGAAUAGCAGAAUAAAUAGGAUGUCAUGUCAAGUACACAGUGAUGCUCACAGCGGUAACUGCACAUAGCUAAGCGUGCCGUCAUUGGAACUACAUGAUGUUGGUACCGGUGACAUAUAUUCGGCACUGCGAAGAGCUACAUCAGUGAUAAUUACAGGGUCGCUUUCUCGCUUCUACUGCCGGCCAUCCGAAGCGGUCGUCAGCGGAAGCAGAGAAGCUUAGGAACACCGAUGACGCCAAACUGAAUAAGAAUAAGAAUUUUAAGAAGACGAGAGAGUGAGACACCAGUUUUGUAGUCAACGACCGUUGGACGCAGUUUUGGAAUCAGCUGUUUCUCUUCUUGUUACAUGGUAGCUGCUUGCACCAUAAACAUCGUAGAGUGGCCGUUAAGGUAGACGUUGAUGUUCCAUAUCCCGCCACACCUUUUGUUUUCGUUACAAUAUCAUGAAUGUGCAGGUAACCCUUACCCACGCCUAUGUGGCGCUGAAAGCGUUGCCACUCCCAUAUGAUUCUCGCAGCGCAUCUGGUAAACUAUGGCCAUUCUUUCAUGCCUACGUCAUGUAUGGAGCGAGUCCGUGUGUUCUCGAUGGCCUCAUCACUUCCAGAGCGUACAGGCAACGUACCCAGCAUAAAUGCAUGUCUUUUUUUUUUCUUUUUUUCCGUAUCACUGUUCUCGCCGAAAGCGCAGCUUGAGAAACUGCAAUGGAUGUUACGCCGUCGCCUAUCCUCGUUAUCGGUGCAAUCCAGUAUUACAUGCCUACCUGCUUACGAGUGCGGUCAUAAGAGACGUAGUAUAAGUGACUGAUUGACAAGGGCGUUGUUCUCGCCUCCUGUGGGCAGUUGUACGUAUACUUGUAUAGUGUUAUAAACCUUGUCGCAUUGUUGUUCUGCACUCCUUCUCGGGCACAGUAUGAUGUUGUGUGAUCCCGUUGUGAUAUCGCAGUAGUAACCGCAUUGCUGUCGUGAAAUUAUAUAGUUGUAAGUCGUAUGUUAUGUCGCGAAUCAAGCUACGUUUCUCUUUGUACAGUACGUGGGAGUUACUUAAGAAAGAAAAAAAAACAUCCGCAGAAGUUCACCCGCGCAAGCUGCACAUUGUCUGGAGCUCUUCCACGGUCGGGAAGCCUGUAUUGUGACCUGGGAAGAAGCGACGUCGUGGGCAGUUCGCAGGUUCGUCUGAAUAUUCCGCAGUUUGUGUGACAAUGAGCCACGCAUUACGUAUUAUUUCGCAUUACCUUACAUUUCGUGUAACGCAAUUAAAACAACAAAUCUGUUAAAGAUCUACUGUACAAACCAAAUCCUCAAAACCUCCAGACCGACAUGUCGUAAAGAAAAAAAAGAAAGAAAAUUUGGAUGACCCCUAGACCAACAUAUCAUUUUAUCAGUACUCAGAUAUGAAACUUUUAUUAUUGUGUUGUGUUUACAAUGAGUAUAACAAAAACAUGCAGCGGUGGACGAUCACGAAAAUGUAGGCACAAAAAGAUUGCUGUACAACUGAUUAAUUUAUGAUUAUUGUUUUUCGAACAAACAUAUAGGGUUCUGUAAGCACGAUGAAGAAGACGAUGUCACGCUAAGCCUGCAUAUUCUUCAACUUGACUUCAGUGGUGUAAUGUGGUGUAAGUCGAUAUUGCGCACUUUAUUCAGGGCUUUCUGCUAAACGAAAGUACAAGUAUUUAGCUAUAGGUAUACACAUGAAGUCGAGGACGGCAGCAAACAAGGUGCGGGGAUGAAGUUAGGAACUUUGCAGGUGCAAGUUGGAAUCAGCUAGCACAAGACAGGGGUAAUUGGAGAUCGCAGGGAGAGGCCGUCGUCCUGCAGUGGACAUAAAUACAGUCUGAUGAUGAUGAUGAUGAUGAUGAUGAUGAUGAUGAUGAUGAUGAUGAUGAUGAUGAUGAUGAUGAUGAUGAUGAUGAUGAUGAUGAUGAUGAUACACACACGGACUAAUUACGAGCAACACGCGGUCUAACUUUAGAGGAGCUUUACUUAGUUUUAUUUUAUUGCCUUUGCCGUCUAGGAAUUCUUGUAUUCAAUCCUCUGAAAACGCUGCAAUGCAUGCGGCACUAUAAAUUUUUCAUUUUUUUUAAUUAGGCCGUCGCGUGACGUAAAAUGUAUAAACGCACCCAUGCCGGGUGACGCCACAGAUACGUGGUAAAUAUGUCACGUGUGCUUGCCGCUUCACCGGACCAGCAGGGGAUUAAUAGGCAGGCUAGGUGGGCAGAACAUCCAUGGCCUGUAGCCCCGAUGCAAAAGUGCAAAAGUUGUUUUGCAAAAAAUGAGCAUAGAAGCAGAAAAAAAUUAAUACAGCCAUCGUUUACAGCACAACAAUGUUCAUGUGGUUUUCUCAUAUCCCUUAACGAUGUCUGAAUACGCCAGCAAUGUGUUUUGGGUAGAAAGGGAAGCAGUGAGAUGAGGACCGAGAUGUUUAUUAGCCCGCGGUCCUCCCAGUUUUUAAUCCGGCCCUGUGUGGGCAAUCGUCACAGUUCACAACACUGCCUAUUAAGAGUUCACCUGCACGCGUAAAAUAUUUGACAAAGAAUAGUUUGGAGGAUCUGAAUCAAAUUUUAGUUUAAACAAAUUUCGCCUUCAAUUGAUCAAAAUACGUACUACUUCGAUUCGAAUGUGCCCCGUCCUGCGGGCUAUUGUACUCGAAGCGUUCACGGGGACACUAGUACUGAACUAUCGAUAUCCUCCAAUUUACAUACGACGGCUCACAUACGAGUCGAGCUUCUGAUCCUUGUACAUAUUUCUUGUGUACCUAGAAAGUAAACGUGUGCUUGUAAGUGCUCCUGAAGGUAUUCGUAAACGCGUGUUGAAAAAUACGAGCUCACACGCUGUCUCCGUGGAUGUCACCCACUCUCGCGAUCCUUGACAGGAUCUCUUGUCGGUAAACAAGGUUCUUCUCGCAAGCUCCGUAGAUGUUGCCACUAGGACAAUGCCCACCCACAGCGUCGUUCUUUAUCCCCUCCCUCACAUGGUGCCAUCCCGCUAAAGGCAUUCAUGCACGAACGAUAAUACCCACGUGUCGUAUGUUUGUUUGAUCCACUAAGCCAAGUGUUUAAUUCCUUCAUCUUAUAAACUGUUUGCGCAAUACAAUAUUUCUGUGAGCGUACGUCUUUGAAGAAAGAAGAAAACCUGUGCGUGCGAGGCAGAAACGGAAAAGCGAAUGUAACACAAGAAAGAGAAUACAGGAGGAAAGAAAGAAGAAAAAAAAAGCGCUCUCACGUGUCCCACACGUCCGUUUAUAAGCACUGCGUAUAUUCUGUCCUUACGACCACUGUCGCGUUUGAGUUGCAUAGCACGCACACAACGUUACGGCCUUCAAAUUAGGUUAGGUCACUUCAGAGCUCGCAUGAAUAACGUAUUCAUUGUAAGGCUCAGUGUCCCUAAAGAGGCUGAAACAUAUAGUGGCUCUCGCAUACACAAAACCGUGCCUGGACGGGAUGCUAUUAUAUAGACACUCAAAUUCCGCCAUGUUGACGUUUUAAGCCUAUCACAGAGGCCGUGGCAGACCUGUGAGCCAAUCGAAGCUGGCAAGAUGGCGAAUUCGACAAUGUGGCGGAAUUGAGCAGCAGCCUGAGUAGAAUCUAUGUGGCAUUUAUCUUUAAGACACGAUCCGUUGAUGAAACUGUGACCACUAUGGUUUAAGCUUUAUCGCGACGCCAGGACGCGGUGAUAGAAACAGUCCGUGACAGCGCCGCGCUCUCUUGUGUGGGCGGCGGCGGUGGUUUCGAAAUCGGUGUCGAAACGCAGCCCGCCGAGACCUUGCGUGUGUUAUUUGCCGCGUUGCCUUGCCCACGGAGCCGCGUAAACCUACAGUGUUGCAAGUGCAAAUACUCGUGCGCCUACAUCUGCGCUGACAAACUUAACUUGCAGCCAAUUGGUUCACAUUAUUUAGGCGUAUACUGUCGUCUCAGAGAAGUAUUACAUUCGAUUCGUCCACUGCUUCGAAAUAGUGAAAGCGGAAUCGUUCGUACUGCGAAGCAUGCUGCGGAAACGUGGAAUCCUCAAUGAAUGUAGAGUAUAUAAUAUCGCUUUCAGUGACUUCAAAAGACGCAUUUUAUUGUCUGUCGUGUCGAUAUCAGAGCGUCUGCGUGGAAGCCACACACGGUAGUUGAAUGCAUGCCGCCUGCUGAGCGAGCACCCGCAAGCUUGUGCAGCAAGCUGUGAAAUGCGCGUCCCGCCGGGGCUGUAAACACUGCCGGGCGUUCUACGCACCUGCAUGAACGCCGUUGCUUGAUGUAAUGUCUUUACGCUACACCGGGAACGGCAUAACGAGAAGCGCGCAUUCCUUACACAUUAAUCAUUCGAGUUGUAAUGCGUUGUUACCAUACUGCAGUGAAAGCGUAGACGUCGUUUAUGUUAAAAAAAAAGGAAACUGAAUCGGGUGUCAGACGACAAUAAAUUUUAUUGCUGUUAUUUGAUUAAAAGAAAACUUAUUGAUUUCUUUCUGUACAUCAACCGAAAUCGAAGCAAAAGCAAAAGGCUAUACAGCCUGACAGAGGCUUUUGCUCCGAGAUGAGACCGUUCGCUAAAAUUAAAAUAAGAGGUUUAACGUCCCGAAAGUGAAC
Dermacentor silvarum is the source of this 7123-nucleotide messenger RNA. RefSeq names its product WASH complex subunit 3. Bases 177 to 1184 code for a protein of 335 amino acids. NCBI's taxonomy places the organism in Eukaryota, Metazoa, Arthropoda, Arachnida, Ixodida, Ixodidae. The record is from RefSeq and is a predicted model, not a curated record. The transcript has 5 exons.